This is a messenger RNA of Parnassius apollo (apollo), 288 nucleotides long. The record is from the annotation of a GenBank genome assembly. Lineage: Eukaryota; Metazoa; Arthropoda; Insecta; Lepidoptera; Papilionidae.
AUGACAGCAGAAUUAUCAAAUCAUAAUAUGAAAAAUAAUAGCAAGCAACUUAUAAAUAUAUUUGACCAAUUUAUUAAUCCGUUCAGUGCUGAAAUACCACAAGAACUUUUAUUUAAUAUUACAUCCGGAAAGGCAGCCUCAGAGAAAGUAGAAAAAAUUCGUCUUAGCAUUGAAAAAGCUGGUGACAUAAGACGUCAAACUUUCAUUACAGAAUGUGAAGAAGAUGAAAAUAGAUUUGAAAAGAGCAUAAAAAGUGCCACUAGAAAACUUUUCUGUAGAUUAUGUUAA